Molecule: messenger RNA, 4248 nt
Organism: Myotis davidii
Lineage: Eukaryota; Metazoa; Chordata; Mammalia; Chiroptera; Vespertilionidae
Product: KIAA1755 ortholog
Exons: 13
Coding region: 194-3688 (1164 amino acids)
Source: RefSeq, a predicted model, not a curated record
UCGGUUUCACCGUCUCUCAGGCACCUCCUCUCCCGGCCUCUCCGGCCUCCCCUCCGGGAUGAGGCUGGGAUCGGCGCUCCGGGCCAGCCCGCUCCAGUGGUAGGCUGGGCACCGGCUGCACCGGACAGACGGACCCGCGGACGGUUGGACUGCCCUGACGACCAGGAGAGGAGAAGCCGCCUCCGCUGUCACCAUGGACCCUCCAUCCCUGGACACAGCCAUCCAGAACGCCCUGGCAGGCCUCUACCCUCCUUUUGAGGCCACAGCGCCCACUGUCCUGGGUCAGGUGUUCCACCUCCUGGACGCUGACUUCCAGGGGGACGGGCUGAGCUUCCUCCUGGAUUUCCUGAUCCCUGCCAAGCGCCUAUGUGAGCAAGUCCGAGAAGCAGCCUGUGCCCCCUAUACACACUGCCUCUUCCUGCAUCAGGGCUGGCCGCUGUGCCUGCAGGACAAGGUUGUGGUCCACCUGGCCCCCCUCAACCCCCUCUUAUUGCGCCAGAGUGACUUCUACCUUCAAGUUGAGCCUCAGGAGGAGCAGUCUGUCUGCAUCAUGAUCAAGUGCCUCUCGUUAGACCUCCGCACAGUGGACACGAAGCCUGUUCCCGUGUCGUCCUACCCGACACUGUUCACCCAGGAAUGGCUGGAGGCCUUCAACAAUGACUUUGAGGGAAGUCCCCUACACAACUGCCUGGUAGCUUCAGAAGAGGGGAUUGUUCCUGUGCCCUGGACCAAGAUAACCAGCCCAGCGUUUGUGGAUGACAAACCCCAAGCAGUGACUGUUCUCUCCCGGGCCUGGGGUUCCCUUCAACUAGAGGCACUGGAUUUGAGUGGCCCCCAAGAGCUGCACCAGGUCAGGUCUCCAGGCAGCCAGGUGCUGCUUGGGCAGAGCUUGGCCAAGGGUAAAGACGAGACAUAUGAGAGUAAGUACCCCGGACUUAUCAAGGUGGAGCAAGCCAGGCCUGGGGAGGUGGCCUUCAGGAUGGACGAUGUGGCCAGCCAGAACUUGGAGGGAGAGUAUGUGGCUCUCCUGGACUUUUCCCAAGAGAGCAGAGGAGAGCCUGUGAGUAGGGAGGUGAACACAUCCCGUGGGUGUCCUAUUGGGGCACUGGAGGAGCUAUCUGGAAUUAAAGAAAUCCCUCUGUCCCAAAGGAUGCUGCCUCUCUCAGGGGCCAGUGGGGGACCCCCCCUGGGAAAGUGUGCUUGUGCAAAGCCAGCAAGCUUGGAGGAAGAUCCCUGCGUUUUGAGCUUGAAGAGAAAGGUCAACCAUAAAGCCCCCUCCCACAACUUAGAGCGCCAGCCCCAGGAGCCCUACCUCAAUGUCCGUGAGAACCCACUGCGCUGUGCCUCUGGCCUCAGGACGGAUGUCUCAGAGGAGUCAGCUGCCUCCAAGAGGCAGGGACCUCUGGGAAACCCAGAGAAUGUGGUCCAGCUCAGACCUGGGCAAAAACAAGCAUCCUGUCCCCAGCUGUGCCCAGCUUCUCCUCCUGCUGCACCAGCCCUUGAGACCAAGAUGGGAGAGAGGACCAAACAGGGAAGUGGGAAACCUCCCAAGCCCAUGACUGGCCCUGGUCGAAACACCUCCUCUUCCAGAUCCCCAUCUCUCGGACUCAAAUUCUCAUUCUUGAAGGGGCAGAGGCAAGCUCCCGUGCCCCCAGAGAGAGCCUCGCUCCAGCAUGACGGGCCCUGGAAGGUCUUGUGUUCACUCUGCUCUCCCAAACCCAACCGAGCCAAGUGCUUGGAGAAAGCUGGAACAACUCAGACCAAAACAUCUGGCCCCGCUGCUGACUCAGGCCCACUGGCUGGAGGAAAGGCUGGUUUCCCAGAAGCUUCUACAGAAAGAGGCCCCACUCCGGAUGAGGAGCCACCAGGGCCCGAGCCCAGCAUCGGGGCUCUGAGUAUGGAGAUCAUCCACUCCCGGAUAGCGUGCCUGCCAGGUCCUCAGGAUCAUAGGGGCAGGCCAGAAGACAAAACCAAGGGGCUGGCGGUGGUGAUAGAUGCCAGGAAGCAGCCUCUACACCCUGUCCUGGUCAAUGCGUUGGAAGCCACCCAGGCUCUGGACCCAGCCUCCAUCCAUGUCAUACUCUUCCUGGGGGAGAAGGAGACUGCCCUUCCGCUGGAGACAUUACCUGACAUCCAGGUGGAGGUGCUGACUUCCUUAAAGGCCCUCAGCCACCACGUGGACCCCAGCCAGAUGCCCACCGCCCUGGAAGGCUCCUUCCCCUACUGCCACAGCGAGUGGGUGCAAUUCUUCCAGAAGUCAGAUCCUUUCCUUGCUGACCUCCGCCAGGCCUCCUCCCUGCUACAGGCAUCCAUCAAGGAGUUUGAGAAGGGUGACCCCCCUGGAGGGGCACAGGAGGCCUCCAGGUGUCUGAACAAGUCCAAGGAGCUGAUGGAGGCCGUGCUGAGGGACCCAGGUCUGCUGGGCCUCCAGCGCGAAGGCGGGGCCACCCUGGCCAGGCUGCAGCAGGAGGCCAGCAGGCUGGACUUCAACCCAGAUGUCAGGAGCCAUCUGGCCGAAGCCACUGCCCUCUAUAGCCUCGUGGACGAACAGCUGCAUGUCCUGGUCACCACAUCUAAUCACCUCCUGGGGAGGCUCGAGCUCCGCGUCCGCAUGGGCCGCCUGGAAGCUGCCAUCCACCAGGUCAGCAACUGGAUGGAGCAGGAAGGAAGCCGGCGCCUGCAAGCGCUGACCCCCAAGGACGGGAGCCUGGAGACAGUGCAGAAAGCCCACCUGGAAUUUGAGGACUUCUUCCUGCAGGCUGCAGCCCAGUACCGGCAAGGCCUGGAGCUGUCCAAGCAGGCGGCCCAGCUGGGAGCCUCAGCGGGAGGGGCCCGCGAGGCGGGAGGAACAGAGCCCCCGGAGCUGGCUGCCUUCGCCUCCAGGCAGCGGACCUUCCAGGCUAAGCUGACCCACUUCUACAUGGCUGCUGAGCGGCAGCGCACGGACCUGGAGACGCUGCUCCAGCUCUACCACUUCUGCAAGAAGAUGGCCUGGUUCCACAUGGACUGUCAGGACCUGAUGACCCAGCUCAGCCUGGGCAAGGACCCAAAGGCCAGCCCCGGGGGCCAGCGCCGCCUCCACCGCUACCUGCAACGGCUGUCGUCCGAGUUCCCUGCUGAGAAGCUCACGGCCAUGGGGCUGCAGGUGGCCUCGCUGAGCCAGGAGGACCUGGGCCAGGACCUGUGGGAGGAGGCCCAGGUGAGACAUGGGGAGAUCCAGACCCUCCUGACGAAGGCACUGGCCCACUGUCAGUGCCCACUGGGCCCCAGUGCCCACGCGGCACAGCUGGAACUACAACGGACCGCCGCCAAAGGCCAAGGUGUGAAUGGAGACGUCACUUCCAAGGGACGGCGGGACCCACCCUUCCAGGACUCCCUGGGCCUGGAUCGGUCACCAAAACCCCGUUGGCCUCCUCGGGCCGAGAGAGGGGGGCAGAACAGACGUCUCCAGGCAGGCCCUCUGCCCCUGGACGCCGGCCAGGCCACAGAGGCUGGUGAAGGCAAGGGCCCUCGCGAACCCCUGGAUCCUGCCCCGGAGCGGCUUCUCACCUCCCUCUUCUCCUGGCAGCGGCUCCCCAGGCAGAGGCAGGUCCCCCAUCCCACCGGGGGCAGCUCCUCCUCAGAGGGGACAGACUCACGGACGUCUCUGGAGGACUCGCCCCAGACAAGCCCCCCUGCCUCCCUCUAGCUGGGAGCAGAGCCCCCCACCCCCUGUACCAGGCUCCAGGGGUUCGGGCUGGGCCUGCUGCUGCGGGACCACGCCCGUCAGGCCGAGGCUCCUGAGCACUGGGUGUGUGUGUGGCCUGUGCCGAGGGGCCAAGAACCGGCACCAGGAAACUCUGAGAAGUCCGGACCCUGGGAGGUCGGGGCAGGGUGCAGCAGAGCGUGGGGUUGGCUCCCUCGCCCCAGAACAGACCCUUCCAGGGGGCUCAGCCAUAGGGAGGCCCCUGCCCAGCUGGAGGUCAGGGGCACCCAGCUUCCCCUUGGGACACUAGGGGCAUCGCUGCCCUCAUACGGAACCAUGAGUGAGAGAUUCGGGAGUGGCUCCUGUUCUUAGGAUCCCACUGAACGGACCCCGAGACAAGGAUCCAGGUGCAUGUGUGUUUGACAGUCACCCCAGGAACCACUGGGAGGUGAGCCUGGGAAAGCAAUAAAGGGGGUGCUGUCAAGCAAAUCACUGCACGCAACUCAUUGUGCCAUUGGCCUUGGCCGUUGACCUGCCAGAGACCAGUUAGUGUUUCAGGUAGG